Molecule: messenger RNA, 405 nt
Organism: Giardia duodenalis
Lineage: Eukaryota; Fornicata; Diplomonadida; Hexamitidae
Exons: 1
Coding region: 1-405 (134 amino acids)
Source: RefSeq, a predicted model, not a curated record
AUGGGAAAUCCACGCAUCGCAGCAGAGCAGUAUCUCAAGAAGUACAACAUCCCAGACCUUUUUGACUAUCUCCUUUCCCAGAUAGUCAUCAACCUGCCGGAGGAUCCAUGGACCCAUCUGUCCGAGAUAUGCGAAAAGCUUGACAGCCGCUCUUUCCAAGACAACAUUCCCUUCUUCACGCGGGACGAGAUCAAUAUUGUAUUCAGCAAUUAUGAGGUCUUAAACAGGGGUUACAUCACAGGCGCCCAGGCAAAGCAGGCACUGAAGACAAUGGGCCUUAAGCCGCGAAUAGUAGAUGAUUUAUUCAUUGACGACGACGCCAAUCUCUCUCGAGAGGAGUUCAGUCAGUAUGCCGUCAACGGAUUCAACAAGAGGUUGAACUCGUGGCUGGGGAAGUACCCAUGA